CAACAAAUUGGGGGUGAAAACCGGGUGAAAACUAUCCAUAAUAACCUCUCAUCUGCUCAAAUUAGUAGUUCAGUGCAUCACACUACCCAUACCCAUAGCCCUGCUCAAAUCAGAAAUUCGUGAGCGAUUCUCCUCACGGACUGCAUGACUAGUACAGCCUACUUUCUGUUUCAUCGCUUCCCCAGUAAUCCGUUUUGCAUGCACACGCAGCUUUUUCUGUUUAACCGAAGAAACUCUUUUCUCCCGCACACCAAAACGCAGAGAUGUUGAGGAAGAAAUUGCUAGUUUUGUUGAAACCAAUGACUAUUUACCCACCCAAGUUAGCUGAUGGAUUCUCUCGCAUAAGAAACCCUCUGAUAUCCCUAUGGCUUCACUUGGUUGUCAGUAUCCAUGGAUUGAUAUCUUCAGAGAAAAGACUGUUUCUAAACCACUUGGACAGCAGAGUAAAGGUUCAUAAGGAAGCAGUAAAAUUCUGUGAGGAUAUUUUGCGGCGAAAAUCAGUUGACUGGGUACCUGUUUUGCGUGACAGUGUAUCUGAACCAAUCUGCGAUGUAGACAUGGUAAUCACUAUUGGUGGUGAUGGUACUGUUUUGCAUGCCAGUCACUUCGUGGAUGAUACAAUUCCACUUCUGGGUGUGAAUUCUGAUCCUACACAAGACGAAGAAGUAGAGAAAUUCAACGACAGUUUUGAUGCUUCUAGGAGUACUGGUUACCUCUGUGCUGCAACUGUCAGUAACUUUGAACAGGUGUUGGAUGGUAUCCUCGAGGGACGCAAAGAGCCUCAUGAACUAUCAAGGGUUGGUAUAAGGGUGAACAAUCAUAUACUGUCAAAAUGCGGCCUAAAUGACAUACUAAUUUCACACCCUUGUCCUGCAUCAGUUUCUCGUUUCUCAUUCAAAAUCAUGGCCUGUGGUGAACCAAUCUACCCCAUGGUGAAUUCUCGAUCAAGUGGGCUUAGAGUUUCUUCUGCUGCUGGAUCAACGGCCGCCAUGCUUUCGGCAGGAGGUUUUCAAAUGUCUGUUUCAUCUCAAGACCUUCAGUAUAUGGUUAGAGAACCCAUUUUAUCUAGAGCUUCCAACGCCAGCUUGAUGCAUGGGUUUAUCAAGUCUGGUCAAUCGAUGCAUGUGACAUGGUAUAAUGAAGACGGCAUUAUAUAUAUAGAUGGAUCCCAUGUUAAACGUUCAGUGCGGCAUGGAGAUGCCAUUGAAAUCUCUUGUAAAGCUCCACCCUUAAAAGUGUUCUUGCGCCAACACUCAUUAGCAUAAGUACAUUUGUACAUAUUAAAAUUUAAUUCACUUCUGGUAAACAAGUUCGUACAUGAUUAA
Molecule: messenger RNA, 1325 nt
Organism: Papaver somniferum (opium poppy)
Lineage: Eukaryota; Viridiplantae; Streptophyta; Magnoliopsida; Ranunculales; Papaveraceae
Product: NADH kinase-like
Exons: 6
Coding region: 264-1265 (333 amino acids)
Biological process (GO): NADP+ biosynthetic process; NAD+ metabolic process
Molecular function (GO): NAD+ kinase activity
Source: RefSeq, a predicted model, not a curated record